This is a messenger RNA of Theileria parva strain Muguga, 2624 nucleotides long. RefSeq lists its product as uncharacterized. The transcript has a single exon. The record is from RefSeq and is a predicted model, not a curated record. Bases 297 to 2624 code for a protein of 775 amino acids. Gene Ontology annotation, cellular component: nucleoplasm. NCBI's taxonomy places the organism in Eukaryota, Apicomplexa, Aconoidasida, Piroplasmida, Theileriidae. Gene Ontology annotation, biological process: negative regulation of transcription by RNA polymerase II. Gene Ontology annotation, molecular function: transcription corepressor activity; histone deacetylase binding.
ACAUGUUUAUACUUAGUUAAAUUGUGUUUCCCCCUUGUCCUUUAUUACUCAAUUUCCCGUAGAAUCCAAUUUUUCUAAUUUAUUUUGUUAUUCUUCCAAUUUUUCUAAUAUUUUCCAGUUUAUUUUGUUAAUUUGUUAAUUAUUUGUUAAUUGAUUUGUUGUUUGUUUGUAAUUUAUUCAUAUGUAACGAGGGGAUUUGAUUUAUUUGUUAUAUUCUGCGAAUGUUUUGUCGGCGCCUUCAAGAAUUAAUACCAUGACUACAAUCCAGGGCAAAUGGGAAUGGAAAUUACUCUAAAAUGAAACACGGAGGUUUGAAAAAGAACCUGAACCACCACAACGACACAAAUCACACCCUCAACCACUCACUCAAUCACUUACACAAUUUUGACAUAGUCGAUUACCCGGGUACAGAUUGUAAAUAUGAGGGACCAGAUUGUGAAGGAGAGAAUUGUAAAUAUGAGGGAGAGUCCAAAUCGGGUAUAAAAGAUGGAUUGAAACAGCGUACAAAUCUGGAUAAACGGGAUAAACUGAGUGGGAUUGAGGCCGAACUGACUUUAAAUAAUUGCCUAAAAGGCAACGAUUCAUUUGAAAACGCAUGUAAUUCACCGACUCGUGAUACUGCACAGGAUACCCUCCCACCAGAAACCCAGAAAACCUUUUUAAACAGCUUUGAACACACCUUAAAAAACCUAAACAUAGCCACAAUCCCACAUUGCCAACUUACUACUGUGGAUAGUGCAAAUAGUGUAAAUAAUGAAGAUACUACUGUGGAUAGUGUAAAUAAUGAAGAUACUACUGUGGAUAGUGUAAAUAAUGAAGAUACUACUGUGGAUAGUGUAAAUAAUGAAGAUAAAGUAGACGGGGAGAAACCGCGUAAAAGAGGGCGAAAGCCGAAGAAGAGGAACUGGUUCUCACAUAAACCAAAACCCAAGGACGAACCUAAACCCUAUGACAAACCCAAUGAUGAACCUUUGGGAUCAACUGACAAACCCAAGGAAGAAACUGAAUCAACUGGCAAACCCAAUGAUAUAACUGAAUCAAUUGACAAACCCUAUGACAAACCUUUAGGAUCAACUGACAAACCCAGGGAUGAACCUGAAUCAAUUGGCAAUGUGUUAGAUGUUGGGGAUAUGUCAAACACCCGUGACACUGGUUAUAAAGAGGAUAAACAGUUGGCAGAUGUGAUUAAGAAGAAGAGUUAUAAGAGAAAGUCGAGGCCUUUGGAGCAGCUUAACUUGUUUAACAAGGUGACGCGUAGGUCUGAGAGUAUUUACGAGAUGCAACUUCGCAUGGCAAUUGAGAUGUCAAUGAAGGAUUGUAAAUCCUUCCAAAUUAAGGAAAACGAAGAUUACACGCCGGUGGAGCUGGAUAAACUCGAGGACACCGAGGGAAAUGAUGAUAAAGACAGCGAAUACGAAGAGUCAAAAUCAACCAAAAAGAAGAAAACCACUAAAAAAACCAAAAACACGACAAUCGCAAAGAAAUCACACAAAAAUACAAAGAAACCAGACAGCGUAAAGAGGUCAGACAACUCAAAAAGGUCAGACACCGUAAAGAGGUCUGACAGUGUAAAGAGGUCUGACAGUGUAAAGAGGUCUGACAGUGUAAAAAGAUCCGAAAAUAUAAAGAAAUUAGACAGUGUGAAGAAAUGGGAAGUGUCAACGCCGAGAUCAGUUGAGAGUACAUUGACAAGUGGUUCCACGUCGAUAGAAUAUUUAAAUGGCGAUUCUGUGGAUUCCAGGUUUGAGCACUGUGACUUGAGUGUUUUCCCCGACUCGCAGGACGAGUCGUUUGACAAAUCUGUUCCCGCCGAAUGCUCCCACUUGGCAGACGAAAGCGUAACUCAGGCGAAGAUGACAGCGUUUGAAGAGUAUCUCUCAAUGUGUGAACGCUUCUACUGCGGUAAGUCAUUAGAUGAAAAUAUCUCACAAGUUGGUUUACAAGUUGGUUUACAAGUUGAUUCACACGCUAAAAAUCACACCAAACCAGAACUCAAACGAUCCUCAAGCUCACAAUCACACAAAAACAAACACAACCCACACAACUCACACAACUCACACAGUUUACACAGUUCUCACAGUUUACACAAUUCACAUGGGUUAAAUAAUUCCCAGGGAUUACACAAUUCCCAGGGAUUAAACAAUUUGCAAGGGUUAAAUAAUACGCAAGGAUUACACAAUUCCCAGGGAUUACACAAUUCCCAGGGAUUAAACAAUUUGCAAGGGUUAAAUAAUACGCAAGGAUUACACAAUUCCCAGGGAUUACACAAUUCCCAGGGAUUAAACAAUUUGCAAGGGUUAAAUAAUACGCAAGGAUUACACAAUUCCCAAGGGGAUAGAGAGGAGGAUGAAAGGAUUUUGAGGUUUAAUUGUUCGAGGUUGGAUCUUAUGUAUAGAGUGUCGUUUAACAUAUUGAAGAGUGCGUUGAGGCAGCCGGAGGUGAUUGACCUCUGGGGACCUAAGGAGGUUGUCCUGUUCGAGCUCGGGCUCUUCAAGUACGGCAAAGAGUUCCAUGAAAUACAAAAAUACAUACCCGGCAAGUCCGUUAAGGAAAUUGUCGACAUGUACUACCUCUGGAAAAAGUCAAACCGAUACAAACUCUGGAAAGCCAAUCGAUACUACUAA